Benincasa hispida (wax gourd) is the source of this 1095-nucleotide messenger RNA. Its product is annotated as transcription factor MYB36-like. The record is from RefSeq and is a predicted model, not a curated record. Lineage: Eukaryota; Viridiplantae; Streptophyta; Magnoliopsida; Cucurbitales; Cucurbitaceae.
UAAACAUACAACGUAAAACUGUCGACCACAGAUAAUAAUCUCCUCUGAUAAAUUAUUCUCAAACAAUAUCCUUUCUUUCUAGGGGUGUAAACAGAAAAGGUAUCUUCUAUAUUAAUUAACAAACAAUCAAUAACCUUGGAAGAAAGGGAAACAUACAAAGUCAAGCUAGAUUCUACUUAGCUCUCACAAUCGUAGCCAAAAUCAGAAGGGAUUUUGCAGUACUUGAGCUAGUUUUAGAACUAAGCAUUAGCUGCAAAACUCUUCCCCAUAGUUCAUUAGUGUGAAGGAAGCAAAGAGCCAUGGGAAGAGCUCCAUGUUGUGAGAAAGGGAAGGUGAAGAAAGGGCCUUGGUCUCCUGAUGAGGAUACCAUUCUUAAAAGAUAUGUGGAAACUCAUGGCGUUGCUGGUACUUGGAUUGCUCUGCCCACUAAAGCUGGGCUAAAGAGAUGUGGCAAGAGUUGCAGGUUAAGGUGGCUAAACUAUCUUAGACCCAAUAUUAAGCAUGGUGAAUUUACAGAGGAGGAAGACAAUGUCAUCUUUAAUCUCUAUAAUCAAUAUGGAAGCAGAUGGUCUACCAUAGCCUCUCAACUGCCUGGUAGAACAGACAACGAUGUGAAAAACCAUUGGAAUACUAAACUGAAGAAGAAGAAGCUAUUCCUUGCAGGCCAAACCAAGCUCCAAACCCAUACUCAUCUUCACUCAAAAUCCUCACUGCUACAUGUUCUAGAAACAGACUUCACUGAAAUUAUUAAUCACCCACCAAUCUCAUUUGCUGGUUUAGACGACUCGGUCGAUCAGUUCGAGAUUCCUCCCGUUAUCGGUUCAAGCUUAUUCGAACCUGGCGUCACUGUUGAUGGUAGAGAUAAAUGGGGUUUAAUGGAACACGGGGGCUAUGACUUCCCACCAGACAUGAUCUUCAGCAUGUUGUUUUAAGAAGAAAAAUGGUGAAUUGGAAAGAUGUUAUUUGCUAGACUAUUGAUAAUAUAUAAUACAACAUGAAGUUGGUACGUAACAACUAUUGGAUGUGAAUUCUAAAAUUUAUAUGCUUUCUUAAUAAACAAAUUCGAUGUACUUUUACACUUUUUCUCUCCUACAU